UUUUAAAAUAAAUGAAUGUAUCAAACCAACUUUAUAUAUAAUCAUUUCGUGUUAUUAACAAACAAUUCCAAGAACAGAGAAAUUAAAGGAAAAUGGAGUUUUAAAUCAAACAAAAGCCUAAAAACAGCAUCAGCAAUCACGGUGGCCGGAGUUCUGAAUGUAUUAACGGAUAAUCUCAACGGAGAAGAUGAAAGAAGAGUGAUUCCUCUUGGCCAUGGUGAUCCUUCUGCUUUUCCAUCUUUUCUUACCACUUCUGUUGCUAGAGAUGCCAUUGUUGAUGCCCUAAAUUCUAAUGAAUACAAUGGCUAUGCUGCUGCUGUUGGUAUACCUCCUGCAAGACGGGCAAUUGCAGCAUACUUGAAUCAAGAUCUUCCAUAUGAGUUAUCAGAAGAGGAUGUGUUUGUAACAGUUGGUUGCAAACAAGCUAUUGAAGUCACAUUAGCUGUUAUUGGUGGAGCUGGAGCUAACAUUUUGCUCCCAAGAUUAGGUUAUCCACACUAUGAAUCUAUAGCAGCACGAGAUCGUCUCGAGUAUCGACAUUUUAAUCUUCUACCGGAGAAUGGUUGGGAGGUCGAUCUUGAAGAUGUUGAGGCUCUUGCUGAUGAAAAUACUGCUGCCAUUGUUAUCAUAAACCCUGGCAAUCCUUGUGGAAAUGUCUACAGCUACCAACAUUUGAAGAAUAUUGCAGAGACAGCUAGGAAGCUUGGAAUAAUGGUGAUCUCUGAUGAAGUGUAUGGUCAUCUUACAUUUGGGAGUACCCCAUUUGUGGCCAUGGGAGUUUUUGGAGAAAUUGUGCCUGUCAUUACACUUGGAUCUAUUUCAAAGAGAUGGACUGUUCCUGGCUGGAGAUUUGGUUGGCUUGUUCUUACCGAUCCUAAUGCCAUCCUUAAACAAUUUGGGUUUGUCGAUUCGAUCACGAGCUGUCUUAACAUAUCAGCUGUUCCCGCAACCUUCAUUCAGGCUGCAAUUCCACAAAUUUUGGAGAACACAAAGAAAAUUUUCUUUAUGAAAACUAAUAAGUUGCUCAGAGAAGCUGCAGAUUUAUGCUAUGACAGAAUUCAGGACAUUCCUUGCCUUACUUGCCCAAGUAAACCAGAAGGUUCUAUGUUUAUAAUGGCAAAACUAAAUUUGACAGCAUUAGAAGAUAUUAAGGAUGAUAUGGACUUCUGUCUUAAGCUGGCUAAAGAGGAAUUGGUCAUUGUUCUACCAGGGGUGAUAGUAGGAAUAAAGAAUUGGGUUCGCAUAACUUUUGCAGCUGAACUUCCAAUACUUGAAGAUGGCCUUGCGAGGAUUAAAUCUUUUUAUGAGAGGCAUGCUAUAAAAUACUGAAUUCUAUAUCAUGACAUAUUAAUUAUGAUUACCAUGUACUACUAGUUUGAUUGUGAAUUGAAACAUUCAUUAAUUAUGAUUAAAGAUGGAGAUGUUAAGUCUAUAAUUUUGUUUUUA
Messenger RNA from Mercurialis annua (annual mercury), 1446 nucleotides. RefSeq names its product tyrosine aminotransferase-like. Lineage: Eukaryota; Viridiplantae; Streptophyta; Magnoliopsida; Malpighiales; Euphorbiaceae. The transcript is spliced from 7 exons. Bases 16 to 1329 code for a protein of 437 amino acids. Gene Ontology annotation, biological process: biosynthetic process; amino acid metabolic process. The record is from RefSeq and is a predicted model, not a curated record. Gene Ontology annotation, molecular function: pyridoxal phosphate binding; transaminase activity.